AUGCGAAUCCCAUGCAGAAAGGUAUCAUUUGUAGGUGUCCGGGGCAACUCGUAUCUUGGUGACAUUUCCCUUGAUGAAGUUAGCGUUAGCGAUGCUGAGGAAUGCAAAAAUUUGGGGCCCAAACAGGGAGACGUGGGAGGCAAUCCCAAGGAAGGAAACUGCAAUUUUGAAAGUAAGAAUAAAGUUGAUACAGGGAAAUGCAAAUGGCUCGAUGUUAAGGAUGACCAGUUUGAUUGGACGAUUCAUUCAGGAAAAACACCAUCGUCUGGAACUGGGCCAUCUUCUGAUCACACACUCUCAAGAGGUCCGCAACGGCGUUCGAAAGAAGGCAAAUACAUUUACAUUGAAAGUUCCAGUCCACGUAGACCGGGACAUGAAGCCAUGCUUCGUGUCAAACUUGAGGGCCGGUCUUUCUGCAUGCAGUUCUGGUAUCACAUGUACGGUGAUCCUGGAUCACUGACAGUUAUGCGGAUUGUGAAGCAGGAAAAAGAUGACCAUAUACCAACGCGAAAGGACUUUAAGAAGGAACUGCACAAAGAGUGGGAAAGAUCUGAGAUAAGUGUCGACAAAUGGCUGCUAGCUGAAGUUGAACUUGCAGUGGUCCGAUCUGUGCGACGAGGAACUGUUCAUUGGAUCGCAAUUGUGGGUUCAGUUGGCCGCUCAUACAGAGGAGAUAUCGCCGUCGAUGAUAUUGAGUUCUCUGAAGGACGCUGCUCCUCGAGGAGGAGGUCUUAACGUUAAAACCUCCAACUGAGUGCCUUUUCCUGAGAAUACCCUUUUCCUCAGCUUAUCAGACAAAGCUGGAGUGAUCUCAUGGUUGAUAAAUCGCUGUGUGCCUUUCCACAGAAUAAAUAAAUUCAGUAUGAAAACGUUUGACAGUUGUGCCGAUUUAUACGGCUACAGGAUAAAUAGGAUGGUAAAACACUUACUGGAUCAUAAAUGUCAGUUAUCCUCUUCAAAAACAAAUUACAGAAAGGUGUUACAUAACAUACAUUUAAGUAAAAUUGUAAUAUUUAAAAGGAUUCGCAAGGAUCGUUCGAUUUUUGAAGGAAUUACAGUGUAGGUCUUGCUCUUUCUUUUUGUGCAUAUUCAAUAACGAUAUUCUACAGUUAACAAACACAAAAAGAUAUUGAGGAGCAUAAGGUUUAAGAACCUUAACUUUAAUCUGAAUAUCGAAAGUACCAAAAUUGAGUGUAACUUUUUACAUAUGUUGUAGUUAGUUCCUGAGCUCAGCUAAAAUAAUUUAAAAUAAUUUUUGAUUUCCACUAUGCGUGUUUCGUCCUCUUCCAGUUUGUUAAUUGUUUUUCAAUUCGUUGUUGUUUUUUUUUCAAAUUAUUUUUUUCAAUUUUCCCUUAGUCAGUAAUAAUUACAGACUGAAAUAAUAAUUAUUGAAAAAAAGUCAAUUACCCGAUCGAAGAAAACGAACCACGGAUAGUUGAAAUCAAAAAUUUAUUGAGGUGAGCACCAACUUAUAUCAUGUUUGAUCCUCUGACCUCAGUGUGUGAAAAUCUUUGGAAUCAAGAUCCCUAACAGUUUUAUGUAGUCCUUGGCAUGGCAUAUCCAAAAGGUCACGAAAGGAGUAAACUGUACUUAGACUGUAAAAAAUCUGUGCUUGUAAUAACUUGAAGAAAAAGAACGUUUUUGAUUUUGCAAGACAUGUUUGGACAGUUUUCAGGGAUAGUCGGUUGCAAAAUGUCUGUUAAAUUUGAAUAUUGUCUUUGGAGCAUCCGAAAAUGACACAAUAGUGUGUGUUCUCGUCUUUCAAUCUGUAACGUGAGUGAUUUUUAAUAAAGAACACAUCAGUUUGAAGAAUUUCCUCUGCAAGGCUUGACCAGGCUUAGAUUGCAUUUGAAUAAGACUUGUAGGGGCAAAAGGUCGAUUAAUAAACCAUUUCAAGAGAUAGUUGUUUGUACCUGACACAUUUAGUUACAAAUAAUUUAGUGAUUCAGUAAACUGAUCAAAAUUGUUUUUCACAAGCUAAGAAGUUCCCAUUCAAGCACUCUCUAAAAGACUGCACUGCUUAACUAAACACUUGCUAAAAAGGUUUUAAUCUGAUUUAGUUAACACAAUAACAUCAUAAACCUAAGUUGUUAACAAAAUUGUUUUUGGUUGCUCGAGGAAAUAUUACGUGGUCUGAAAUGGGAAGACAAACCGCUCAAGCUAAAAAGGUCUAUUAAAGUUGAGGAAAUUCGUUUCAGCUGAGCUCAGAUAGAAUGUCAUUAUGGUUUCCGACAUAGACGUGUUGUUGGUUCUCUGUUAAACAUAUUUUGAUGUUGUUGUUGUUUUCUUUUUUCAAAUUUUCAAAAGCAAUGCGCUUUUGAUUAUAGUUUUGCAAAUCAUCUGCAAGUGCAUGUUAAUUUAUACUGUCACUAUCUGGAGACGUGUUUCGAUGGUAUCGUUAGAGUCACAGGUUUGAUUUCAACAGGAAGAUUAAGUGUUUUGUUAUGUUUUUCUAUGGCACACGAAAUAAAAGAGGCAUUGACGUUUUUUAUCGAUAUCUCAGUCAUGGAGACGUGAGAGUGUAUGUAAUUGCAGACCUCCGUGUAAAAGAAGCAUAACAAAGAUAACCAUUUUAAUAAACGAAUAAGGAACAAACAACAACUAGAUCAUAUUUUCUAGAUCUAGCACAAAAAUCCCAUUACUAUAAUUAAAUGAAAUGAAUAAAAAUCAACGGGAGACUUUAUAUUUCGAUCGAGCAAGGAGCUGUUAUGUGUAGCACUACAAAAUAAAUUCUACAGAAAAAAUUCUUAUCAAACUCAACAUCAGCAGAUGUCGAUAUAAUAGUGUUACGGACUUAGCUUAGUGUUCAAAUAGUAUAUUAGUAAAGUUUUCGUUUUCGUGUCCUUUUCGUCAUAUAACACGGAAAUAGGUUCGGCUUACCGAAUUGUAAUCGCAAUAACUUACAUUUCUUAUCAGUACCUCUUCGAUAUUUAUCGGAAAGGCUAGAAUUUCGAAGUAUUA
Molecule: messenger RNA, 2961 nt
Organism: Orbicella faveolata
Lineage: Eukaryota; Metazoa; Cnidaria; Anthozoa; Scleractinia; Merulinidae
Product: MAM and LDL-receptor class A domain-containing protein 1-like
Cellular component (GO): membrane
Source: RefSeq, a predicted model, not a curated record